Oncorhynchus masou masou (cherry salmon) is the source of this 2864-nucleotide messenger RNA. Its product is annotated as zinc finger and BTB domain-containing protein 18-like. The transcript has 7 exons. The record is from RefSeq and is a predicted model, not a curated record. Gene Ontology annotation, molecular function: RNA polymerase II cis-regulatory region sequence-specific DNA binding; DNA-binding transcription factor activity. Gene Ontology annotation, biological process: regulation of transcription by RNA polymerase II. Bases 250 to 2010 code for a protein of 586 amino acids. Lineage: Eukaryota; Metazoa; Chordata; Actinopteri; Salmoniformes; Salmonidae.
UAGAGCUACGACGACAACCAAUAAUAUAACUUCCCUUUACACAGAAGAUAAAUUAAGUGAUAACAAUUUCCACGUUAGCGUGUUUGUUGUUAUUUGGACGUUUAUUAACACCAUGAAACUCAAACUCGUUUAACUGCACAGCGUCACAUACUUAACUCAGUGAGUCUUUAAUUCACGUUGGAGACAGUACUCGAUGUUAUUUUUCUAGGUAACGCUAGCUGGCUAACUUCGUAGUUAACGUUUGCUAACAUGGCUAACUGUGUCGUUUUUCACACUCAAAUAGCCUCCAUUAUGGAGGUGUUAGCGAAUGCAGCCGUGGCAGAGGUCUGUAAACUCAUAGACGACGACUAUGCAGUUUUUCGUUUGGAAAUGUCUCAAAGCCAAAAAGAAAACCGGGGAUUGCGGAGGAAACUACAGAUGCUGGAACUGAAGGUGGCACGCGAGCGUCGUCCCAGUAGUGUAGGUUACAUCCUCGAUCGAUACAGAGGAAUGGCAAGAGGUGAAGGACAUCUCACUGGAGGCCACAGGAGCUUUGUGAAGCCAGUGGGACCCCAUACAUGGAGAGAUGACCAACCAAUCACUGUUGAUGAGGGGAGUGGAACCUCAACCCAGCACGUUAUCAUGAUAGAGGCUGCAGAGGCUAGAGGUCCUGGGGUCAAGCAGGAGAGGUCUGAAGGAGUGGAGGACCCACGACACAGCAGAGACAUCCAGACAGUAGAAACCACUGGAGUAGCGCCCCCUGUAGCCACGGAAGACCUACACACCGCUGCUGCGCCCAAGCCUAGGACACAACGCAGCAUCAUGGAGGAGGAGAAUGGUCCAGAGGUGCUGCUGGUGAAGGGGGAGGGGUGUGAGGAGGGUCUGGGGAACCCUGAGGGGACCAUGGUCAUGGAGGACAACCAGACAACAUCACCUCCUGAACCCACAGAGGAACUAGCUGAGCAGCACAGGACCACACACAGUCUCACUGAGUCAGUAGACAUGGAGGAUGGGAAGCCUGAUCUGCUGCUGGUCAAAGAGGAGACAAUAGAAGACGGACCAGAGAUCAUUGAUCUGCUGAGUGGACUAAAGAUGGGGGAGCAAGGUGGUUGGCUUGAGGCUAACAGAGGAGACUGGGUGGCCAUCUUGGAUUCCAAGACUCAGAUGGGUGCAGCCAAGGACCCAGGGGACAACAUCACCGAGCAGGCCAGGACCAGAGACAACAUAGUGGAGGUCAGUGGAUUGGACAACGUCCUCAACUCUGGGCUGGGGAACAACACUGUAAACCACAACCAGAAACAGGCAGUCGAACACAAAACAACAUCCAAACUUAGUCUCCAUGACAACAGACUGGCUGAGACCAGGGUGAGGCGUAGAUUUGGUCCGCGGGGACGUGGAAGUGUCCGUAUGCGGCAGGAGAGAACAGACACAGACUCUGCCAGCGAUGCUCCAUCCUGCUCCUAUAGUUGUGAUUCAGAGAGACUGAUGGUGUCUCAGAUUAACCCCCUAACAGGUGCUGCCUUCAGCCUGCCUUCUAUAGGAUCUAUCAACUGGAACAUGGAACCUGCGACAACACAGACACUACCUGGCCUUCAUCCUCCUCACACUCUCCUAAUGUUAAACCAGACCUCAGACAAUGCCAGUGGCUCAACACUAAAUGGCUACAGAAGCCCAUUGACAAAUUACAGUAGUUGUAACUCUAUCAGUAGAUCUAGUGGCAAAGAGAAGCGCUUCCUGUGUUCGUUCUGUGGGAAAGCCUUCAGUUUCCCCAAACAGGUGGAGAUCCACCAGAGGAUUCACACGGGAGAGAAACCGUUCGGCUGCCACCAGUGCCGGGCCAGUUUUUCACAUUUGUCCAGCCUGAAGAGGCACCAGAGGGUCCACACAGGGGAGAAACCAUUCGGCUGCCACAUGUGCCGGGCCAGUUUUUCACACUCGUCCAACCUGAAGAGACACCAGAGAGUCCACAGAGGGGAGAAAUCCUACAGCUUCACCAGUGUGAGAAGAGGUUCUCCCACCAGCACCAGCUGAAGAUGCAUCUGAAGAUCCACACGAGAGAGGCCAUUCAGCUGUACGCACUGUGGGAAGGAAGAAGUUCUCAGAGACAAGCACCAGAAACGUGUAAAAGACAAGCCUGACCUCUCCCCUCUCUGGGCCCCAAGUGACUGAGCCCCAGCUGAGGUAAGAAGUGCAACUGCCAACACCAGAGUCCAAAGGGAUACAUUCUGAUUCAUCUGCCACAGCACCCAACCAGGAGAAGGGAAUUAUUUCCAGCCCAAGGGCACAACGGCAUGUUUUUUUUUUUCAGGAGGCUUUACAGCCACACAAAGGGUAUGCCCCUGGGAAAUUCGAGGCAUUAUCAAGUGCUAGCCAAAUUGUAAUUGAGGCAGCUAAAAUGUGUACAUCAUGCACACAAAAAAUUAAAGCAGAGCUCAUGCCUUUCAUGCACAUUUCUUUUCAAAUCCUCAUUAGUUACACCAUGCAGCCUUAAUAUAUAUCAGAGUAUAUAUCAUGAGUACCUGUUUCUUUAGGUUGGUGUUUUAUAGUGAGAAUGCCUUAAUUUACUCAACAAAGUAGUGAAGAUGUAAGAAUUUCCAAGGUAUUCUAAAAUUUAUUUUAUCCAAGCGAGGGUACCAUAUUAUAAAAAAAGUAGGGUUUAGUGAGAAAGUAAUUCUACUUACAUUUGUCAUUUUGCAGACACUCUUAUCCAGAGUUACUUACAAUUAGUGUAUUCAUCUUAAAUGGCUGCAUUGGGCCUUUAUCUCGAUGUCAAGUACCUAAGUGUAGGCUUGGGCGGUAUACUGGGGCAUUUGGAAAUGGGCAUGGAAUGUUUUUUCAAUACCAUUAACUAUUUUGUGUAAUUAAAGUACUGUACUUCACGCUGA